Rotaria sp. Silwood2 is the source of this 540-nucleotide messenger RNA. Lineage: Eukaryota; Metazoa; Rotifera; Eurotatoria; Philodinida; Philodinidae. The record is from the annotation of a GenBank genome assembly.
AUGACAUCAAGCGUUACAAGCAAGCCAUCAACAGCAAACAAGGGCAAAAGCAAAUCAACAAAAGCUACUGAUAGCAAUACUGCAAAAACGAAAGGUAAAAGCAAAGAAGUUAAGAAGAACACUGGUGAUGGUACAAAAACACAAGACAAGAGCAAGGUACAUAAGAAAGAUACUGCUGAUCAAACUACAACCACAAAAGGAAAGAAAACUCCAAAUAUACGAACUCCUUUCGAUAAAGUUCUUGAAAAAUUAUCGAAUUGUGCAUCUUCAUCACCUUCACUUGUUGAUGUAAUGCAAGAAAAUCUUCAAGAACUUCAAUCAGAUGAAAAACAUGCGCCACUUUUUAAUGCUGCACCACAUACAGCUGCUUUUUUAAAUAAGAGAUCACAUGAUUCAACUAAAUUUAUCGGUGGAUUACGUCAAGCUCUCAAUGCUGAUUGGUCAAAUCCAACUUGGAAAUCAUGGAAUGAAAUUGAUACACUCUUUCGUCCAUUCAAACAACAAUUUGUAUAUGCUAUGAUGAGAUUUAAUUGUACUUGA